This is a messenger RNA of Andrographis paniculata, 1059 nucleotides long. RefSeq lists its product as uncharacterized. The transcript is spliced from 2 exons. Bases 535 to 858 code for a protein of 107 amino acids. The record is from RefSeq and is a predicted model, not a curated record. NCBI's taxonomy places the organism in Eukaryota, Viridiplantae, Streptophyta, Magnoliopsida, Lamiales, Acanthaceae.
UUUCAUAAGAUCGUAGGCAUGCUUCAUCAGCUAUUUUUGGUUGUGCAAUGCAUUCUCUGGAUUUCUUUCAAUGCUCAUUGGUAUGGUGGAUUGACACAUUUCUUGGCUGUGAUUACUUCCCUAUCAAUGGCUUCUUCUAUUUUGAGUGUGUUGGAUUUGUAGUUUACAAAUAUAUAUUAGUCAGCACAUAAAAAAAUAGACAGUAGGCAUACAUGAUUUCAUUUGUAGUAUAGACAUUUUUUGGUGCUGAGAUAAUAGUAUGGAGUAUGCUAUUAAUUCAUAUAUUGCAUUUGAAUUAUAUAACCCUAUGUUGUUUGUCUUGUUGAGAUAAAUUAUAAAAUUUAGUACAGUAACGGCUCCAAACAUAGUACUCUGGUUGUUCGGUGCAGGGAAAUGUGGGCCCUUCAUAUCUCCAGAUCUGUCCACGUGUCGAUCUGCCCUGUUGUUUGCUUGGCUGUAUUGUGCUGCCAAAUGCCCUAAUAAAAAUUUUAGGAGUAAGAGACUGAGUGUUGAAGCAGAGAAGAAGGAUCAACAAUGGCUCUGGCUCUACCACAGAACACCAUAUUCCUGAAUCUGUCGAGGCUUGUCUCUGUUUCUCUCUCUCGUCCUGCUGCUGCUAUUAUUCAUCGACUAUACUCCAAAUCCUCUGAUCAUAACGAUAACAAGGAUGAGCAGACAGCGACCUGUGGAGACAAAAAAUGGAAGACAUUCAACGAUAAAAUCGGAAACGGCGACGGUGAAGGCGAGAACUUGAAGAAAAAACUGUCGAAAGAAGUUGGAGGAAAGCCCAUAGAUGAAGAUAAGGGCAUGGACGUCAACCGUCGCCCCAUCGACGAAGAAAAGCCUUCCUCUCUUUAAUCAAUAGUAUUUCAAUUGUUGUAAUAAUUAUAUAUAGCCAAAAGCUCAGAAGAACAUCGAUGUUGAAGAAAUUAAAUCAAAUGUUCUAAUUAAGUCAGGUUUAUGUACAUGAUGUUGAAACAAAUUGCUCCAUUAUAUUGUCGAUUAUUCUAAUAAAAUGGGCUCUCGUGUUGUUAGCUUAUCUAUAAAUUUUGCAAUGCC